Messenger RNA from Melampsora larici-populina 98AG31, 579 nucleotides. RefSeq lists its product as uncharacterized. The transcript has a single exon. Lineage: Eukaryota; Fungi; Basidiomycota; Pucciniomycetes; Pucciniales; Melampsoraceae. The coding region runs from base 1 to 579 and encodes 192 amino acids. The record is from RefSeq and is a predicted model, not a curated record.
AUGUCACAAUCUAUACCAACUACUACGUCUUACUCCGAUCUCCUCAACAUCAUUCACUUUAUUCAAACUAUCUUAGACGAUCAAGCCUCAUCUUCCAACAUUCCUCACGAACGACUUUUACCUUCUUCUAUUCUUCAUAUUCUAGAUGCAGAAUCUUCAAUCCUAGACGUCGAGGUCCGCGAUACCUGGGUUAAUGGCGAGUUGGACGUUUGGGUUAAAGCAACUGAAACCAGGAGUCGUAUUAUCAAUGAUCUUGAACCAAUCCUCAAAGAAUAUGGUGUAGGCCUUCCCUUAGUCAAUUAUCUUCCUCAGCGUGGUUCUCCAGAAUGGUUUUCUCUCUAUGUUUUUGUUCGUCAUACUGCCGACCUCUCUCAUGUUGUUCAUCAAAACUCUGACUUACCCGAAGAAGAUCAAGACAAGUGUCCUAUCUGUGCUGGUAUUUUUCAAGCUGGUGAUCGUUAUAUUCCUCUCUCUUGUCAUGCUUCUCAUUGGCUUCACGAGGCUUGCUUGACUGAAUUAGCGGUAUACUCUCGUGACUUCUUAUGUCCACUCUGUCGUGAACGUCCUUACCCAGGAUAA